AACCAUGAAAGAGUUGACACGAUUUUCAUCGUACCAUCGAAAUUUAAAAAGCCAUUGAUAUAUAUAUAUAUAUAUAGUGUAUUAAAAAUUCAUCUUGAUUAACUGUUGAAAAUCUUUCAAUCAGAGGCCAGAGAAUUUUCAGUCUAUAUAAAACAGUUUACAAGGAACUUUCUGUUAUUUUGAAUUUGUGACAAUGGCGUCAAGACAAUUGGUAGAUCUAGAACACAGGGAUCCUCAUGACAUUAAUGACCACGUUAGGGUUGCGUUCGAAGAUAUCUUGGCCGAACCUGAUGGUGUCCACAGCUUUGAUAUCGUGUGGGAUUGCAGUUUCAAGUGUUUUGAAUGUGCCAAAAAUUGCAGUUAUAAAUUUGCUUCAGCGCUUUGUGGUUGUUGUAUUGCGUUUUAUUGGGGAUUUGAGUUUGGCUGUCUUGCUUUUAACUGUAUCUGGUGUACUACACCCUUCCUGCGUCAAUACAGUAUAAUAAUGGGGAACCUACAGAAAUAUUGUGGAAUUACCAUCAACUGUUGUUGUGCUCCAUUCUUUGAAGUGUGUGGUCUGUGGUUCAGUAGAAUAACUGUUUAUAAUAAGUCAUAACGAAAACAUCUAUGACAACAUUUGCAUAAUGAUGCAAGCGACAUGAUAAUUUUACUUGUGAUGUUUUUUUUUUGUUUUUU
Mytilus trossulus (common blue mussel) is the source of this 675-nucleotide messenger RNA. RefSeq names its product caveolin-1-like. The transcript is spliced from 2 exons. The coding region runs from base 194 to 595 and encodes 133 amino acids. Gene Ontology annotation, biological process: caveola assembly. NCBI's taxonomy places the organism in Eukaryota, Metazoa, Mollusca, Bivalvia, Mytilida, Mytilidae. Gene Ontology annotation, molecular function: molecular adaptor activity. The record is from RefSeq and is a predicted model, not a curated record. Gene Ontology annotation, cellular component: caveola; plasma membrane.